Molecule: messenger RNA, 1182 nt
Organism: Pseudo-nitzschia multistriata
Lineage: Eukaryota; Bacillariophyta; Bacillariophyceae; Bacillariales; Bacillariaceae
Source: the annotation of a GenBank genome assembly
CACCGCACCGCAGCAACACCGGCCGCUCGGAUCGUUGAACGUGACCAUGGCUCCCGCUCCCUUACCCACCGCCGCCGGCACCCAGGAGGGAACGGCCAAAGCUGCGGCGGCGGGUCUUCCCGCCCCGGCGGCGGAUGCUGCCUCCGCCAAGCCGGCAUCGGGAAUCACCAAGAAAACGACGGGGACGAAGAGCAGUUCCAAGACCGUCACCAAGGCCUCGGGGGCGGGCACCAAGGCCAAGAAGCCCGUCCGCAAGAAAAAGUCCACAAAGUCGUCCUCGUCCGCCGGGGGCAGCUCGCAGCUGUCGGCGUCCCGCGCGGCCCAGCUGGACCUGGCCUCUCAGCGCAGCGCGGCCGCCGCUCGCAAGUCGGAUCCCCUCUGGUAUCAGCUCGAGGACUACGUGCUGCCGGCCGUAGCGGAGGAGACGCCCAUGACGGAGGGCACCGGGGCCAAGAUCCUGCCCGAGCAGGUCCAGAUCGUGGAGGCGGCACUGGAGAAGAACGGCCUGACGCGGUCCGAUGUGACGCCACAGGCCUUUGCGUGUUUGCUAGAGCAGGCGCGGCGGUACGCCAUCGACAUCCUGACCGAUUCGCAGGACUACGCCUUUGUCGCGAACCGGACCGAGAUCACAAAGGCCGAUCUAGCGCUGGCCAACGAUUUCCGGCCCGAUCACCCAACGGCGGUCACCGCGCAACUCCCGAAACUCAACCUGCUGGCCCAGACCAUCAACCGGGUUCCCCUGCCACCGAUUCCAACGCAGUGUUAUUCGGGCGUCUUGYUGCCCUCCAAGCGCUUUCAGCUGACGGCCCGGACCUUUGACGUCGUCACGAGCGCACAGACGGCGCAAAAGAUGGUACAGGCGGUGCCGGCAUUCCCGGCCAAAGCCAAGACCAGCAGCACCGGCAGCAGCAGCGGCACUACCUCGAAGAAGGGAACGUCGAGCUCUUCCAAGAAAAGCACGAAAAAAGCACCGAGUUAUGGGGCGUCGCGGGGACGACAGAUUGCGAUCAAUCUCAAGGGAGACAACAACAAUAGCAACAAGGACAAGAUGGAUACGACAAAAUAGAUACAGAAUGGGACCAUUACCGUGCCAAAAAAUGGUUUGCGUGGCGUAUCGCAAAAAGGAUCUAUUCGAAGCACGCUCAUUCCGAGUUUCAGCAUUAAUAACGAACAUGAGACUAA